UUAAAGGGUGGAGACACUUUCCUGUCUUCAAUAGAUUUCCCUGUUUGUGGACUCCAUCUCCCAGAAUUCCUGAUCGCGCCCUAAGGUGGCUGGGACUUUUGGGAGUUGAAGUCCAACAGCUGGGACACUAGUUUGUAAACCCAACGGAGACAUCGAUCUGUGAGAAGCGAGAGGGAAGCACGCCUUUCCCUGAGUAAAGAUGGCGCUCUCCCCGGUUUCCUAGUGAUGCUGCGCUGCCGGGCGUGAUGGCUCUCUGGAAAGCGGUGUCGCUCGCGAGGGUCACAGCCACGGGGAUGCGGGAGGCGGCGCCAGGGUUUAGAUGUAUUUCUGCUGUUCCCAGUUCCACACCUUCUGCUGAGGAUGAAGUGGAUACAAGAGAAAACGAGAUUGUAGCCCCUGAUUUCACUAACCGGAACCCACGUAAUCUGGAACGCUUGGCUCUGGCAAGGAAGGAACGGGGCUGGAGAACCACAUGGCCCAAACAAGACUAUUGGCAUAGGUUGCGACUUGCGCGAUCACAGAAGCAUGUGGAGGCCUACGUUGAGCAUUGCAGUGGUCACAUUGUAGUCUCCGCUUCCACCCAAGAGUGGGCCAUCAAGAAACACCUUCACAGUACAUCUAACAUAGCAGCAUGUGAGAAUGUGGGGCGAGUGCUGGCACAACGGUGUCUUGAAGCAGGAAUCGGCAUAGUGGACUUUCGCGCUACAAUUCCAUGGGAAAAACGUAGCGAAUCGGUCAAACGAUUUGAAAAUGCUAUGACAGAAGGUGGUAUUACUCUGAGAGAGGUACGAAGAAUAUAUGAAUAAGCUGAAGAUUCACAAGAAGACACUGAGAAAUACUGUUUCAAAGUCUGCUCUGCUCUACCCUUUCAGAAGAAAUAACCAUAGUUUAAUAAUACUGAAUCAUAUGUUCAUAAAUAAAAAUAUUAAAAUGGA
Molecule: messenger RNA, 935 nt
Organism: Anolis carolinensis (green anole)
Lineage: Eukaryota; Metazoa; Chordata; Lepidosauria; Squamata; Anolidae
Gene: mrpl18
Product: mitochondrial ribosomal protein L18
Exons: 4
Coding region: 246-806 (186 amino acids)
Biological process (GO): translation
Cellular component (GO): mitochondrion; ribosome
Molecular function (GO): 5S rRNA binding; structural constituent of ribosome
Source: RefSeq, a predicted model, not a curated record